UCCAGAUGGACGAAAAAAAAAAAUUGACCUACGUCACGUUUGACAUUGACGUGUGCACGUUAAAAAUUCACUUCACUGUUUUAACAUGUUUAAAUAAAUUAUUUAUCCCCUAAAAUCAACCAGUUUGUAUUCUUAUUUCCUCGAACCACUUACAUGAGCACAUAAUAAUGGCUACUUCAACAAUAUUGCGCGUAAAACGUCGGCUUGAGGACAAUCCGCAGGAUGCCUUGGUUCUCAUGUGCAAGCGCAUGAAAACUGAUGCUGAAGAGGUUUCCCCGUCGCUGUUUGUGUUUAGGGGCACAGUUGACAAUCAGGAAACUGCAAAUGUAAAAGAUAUAGUACCAAAAACAGAUGUAAAAUUGAAAUCUACACACAAUGUCAGUGAUAUUAUUGACAAACUCCGUAAAGAAAGAAAAGUGGUUUCAUCUGAAAACAGAUAUGAAGUGGUAAAUUGCCACCGAGGCCUGAAACAAGCCUCGGACAAGUUCGACCUGGUUGACCUGGCGCGGAAGGACCAGAAUGAGGAUGAGCAAUAUGCUUAUGAUCUGUACACCGCUGCCAAGCAGGACUUUGAUAUAUCCAUGUUGGAUAAUUUAGUCAGUAUAGAACACUACGAAACAGACUUAAUAUUCGGCACGUACCGCGACAACGGCGAGCAGUCGUCGGACGACGCGGACGACGAAGACGACUCCAACGACGAGAACAACUGGCGGAACGACUACCCGGAGGAGGAGGAUGGGGAGAGCAGUAUCGAUGAGGAGGAUAUGGCGCGCGCUGUGGAGAGGUGCGGGAUAGAAUCCGAUCUCUCAAGUGAUGCUGGCGAAGACCGCAUUUACGAUGGUCCCCCAGACAUAAACAAUGAAGAUGUGCUUCGCUACGGGGCGGCCUAUGCGGCCUAUAAGGCGCGCGUUUUGGCCGCUCCGGGGAAAGAGCCAGGGAAGGAAUUUGCGUACUGCAGGGAAAUUGACGAUGUAGACGCGAAGGGCUACAAAGAAGACAGCGACGACGGGUUCUACUACGGCCAGGAGGAGGAUUCCAAACAGUUUCGGGAGCAGUACUCCUCUGACGAACCGGACUGAAGUUUAUGAGGUUAGCUAUAAGAUCUUGUGAAUAUAAGCGUUUUGUUCUA
Cydia pomonella (codling moth) is the source of this 1129-nucleotide messenger RNA. It is a transcript of the gene fs(2)ltoPP43, whose product is annotated as probable RNA polymerase II nuclear localization protein SLC7A6OS. NCBI's taxonomy places the organism in Eukaryota, Metazoa, Arthropoda, Insecta, Lepidoptera, Tortricidae. The transcript has 6 exons. Bases 168 to 1079 code for a protein of 303 amino acids. The record is from RefSeq and is a predicted model, not a curated record. Gene Ontology annotation, biological process: developmental process.